Aspergillus pseudotamarii is the source of this 315-nucleotide messenger RNA. RefSeq lists its product as uncharacterized. The record is from RefSeq and is a predicted model, not a curated record. NCBI's taxonomy places the organism in Eukaryota, Fungi, Ascomycota, Eurotiomycetes, Eurotiales, Aspergillaceae. The coding region runs from base 1 to 315 and encodes 104 amino acids. The transcript has 3 exons.
AUGAAAACUACUGUCAUAUCUAUCCUCAUCCUCUCCUUUUUCUCCUCCAACGUUGCAGGUGUGAAGCCUUCCCGCGGUCUGCUGCCUGCCCGGCGGCCCGAACUUCACCCUUUAGCUUCUAAGGAGCUCCCGCCUAUCCCAGGUAUCUGUCUCAUGGUGAUGGUACCAGCAAAGUCAACUGAAAAGCCGAGGCAAGUAUGUAAAGCUGUAGAAGGAUCGGAGUACAAGGUAGGAUUCCACAUACCUAGCAAAGUCUACGAAGAGUCUUGUGAUGCUCAAUCUCCGGCGGCAUUAAUCGUGCCGCUACAAAGAUAG